UCUGAUCGGCGAUUGUCGGAAGCUCCUAUUCAUCGCCGCCACCGUGGCCCGGAUCGGACCCACUUCGGAUUCUUCUCAACCCGGAUCCGGGAGCCAUUCAAAUCCCACUUUCCCAGUAAGAAAGCCUUGACCUUUACCAUUUACCGAACACCACUCUGUCCGAACAAAUCGGGUUCUGUGUUUCCCUGUUUUUAGUGCAGUGAGAUUCAGAGUUAGUUCAACUAAAUUUUGCUCCAGCUCCCAAGUACACGUGUCGAUCUGGGUCUGCCUUUCACAGGCAUGGAAACGAGGUUAUAUAUAAUAUUGGAAACGAUGUUGGGCUGGUCAUAGCUUUUGUUUCAAGAGUUCAGUUGUGAAGUGUUUUGGUUCCUACAUGGAAGCAAACAACGAGGAAGCACUUAAAGCAAUAGAGAUUGCUGAGAAGCGAUUUGCUCAGAGAGACUUCUUAAGUGCAAAAAACUAUGCUGUAAAGGCUAAAAUGCUUUGUCCGGGAUUGGAGGGUAUAUCUCAAAUGGUGGCCACUUUCGAAGUAUACAUCGCUUCUGAGGUCAAACAUAAUGGUGAACUAGAUUAUUAUUCGAUUCUUGGAUUAAAACCUUCUGCAGAUAAAGAGGCUGUCAAGAAACAGUACAAGAAGAUGGCAGUGUUGCUUCAUCCAGAUAAGAACAAAUGUGUGGGAGCUGAUGGGGCAUUUAAGCUUGUUUCCGAGGCAUGGACUUGGCUAUCAGAUAGUGCUAUGCGUAGGUCUUACGAUCUCAAGAGAAAUGCACAGUUGGGUGGGAUUAAUCAGAUGAAUUUGUCAUCUGUCCAUGUCACAGGGGCUACAGGUUAUGACAAAUGUUCCAAUUUGUCAACCUCUCGUGGUAGGCUUGACACCUUUUGGACAAUUUGCACCUCUUGUAAGGUUCAGUAUGAGUAUAUGCGCAAGUAUGUGAAUAAAAGACUCUCUUGUAAGAACUGCCGUGGUACUUUCAUCGCUGUUGAAACUGGGGCAGCCCCGGCAAAUGGUUCAUUUCCAUAUUGUCCUGGGUCAUAUGUGCCAGGAAAUGGGUAUGGAAGUCAUUCAUUUGAUGGAGUUACAUAUGUUCCAACUAGUGCCACCUAUUUCAAUGGGAAUGGGGUCUCAGGAUACCAUUCUGGACAUGGAUAUGAGUAUGCUUCAAAUGUCUCAUUUCAGUGGGGCUCUGCUGGGCUCGUCAAUCAAAAUGGAUCAACUACCUUACCUGCUGAUUCUGUUUGUCAGGCCAAUGGAAAUGUGAAGAGGGGAAGACCAAAAGUUAAAUCAGGAGCUGAUAGGACUGUGGUCAAUAUAAAUUCAGAUGUAUCAUUGUCCUGUAAUGAACCACAGGAAGUUAAGCCAAGUAGACCUGACAAGAAACGUAAAGUUGUUGUGGGAGCCAGUUUCAGAAAUGGCUAUGAAGAAAAGGGGUCAAAAUGUGCUUCAGAAUCAGUAGUGGCCAAUGGAAAUGAUAUCAUUGGACUUGACCAAAAGCUUUCCGGCACAAGUGAAGUACAAACCAAGCAGUGCUCCACGGCACCAGCAUUUGAUGCGAGAAAAUUAUUGAUUGAGAAAGCCAGGACAGAAAUUAGGAAGAAACUGGAAGAGAUGAAGUUUUCAUCUGCAGCUGCAGUAGUUGCAACUGUGAAUAAGAGAGAAAAAUCACAAGCUGAAGUUGGUCAAGUUAAAAGAGAGACAUGUAGAAGAGCAGUUCUGAAUGUUUCUGGUCUUCAAUUAGAGCACGGGAAAACUAGUCCAAUCUCAAUAACUGUUCCAGAUCCUGACUUUCAUGACUUUGAUAAAGAUAGGUCAGAGGAAUGCUUCAGGCCGAAGCAGAUAUGGGCCCUCUAUGAUGAGGAAGAUGGCAUGCCACGAUUGUAUUGUCUGAUCCGUGAGGUUGUAUCUGUUAAUCCAUUUAAGAUUCAUAUAAGUUACUUGAGUUCCAAAACUGAUAGUGAGUUUGGCUCAGUAAACUGGCUUGAUUCUGGUUUUACCAAAUCUUGCGGAAAUUUCCGGGCUUGGAAUUCUGAUGUUGUUGACCAAGUUAACAUAUUUUCUCAUGUUCUAAGCCAGGAGAAGGCUGGUCGAGGCGGUUGUGUUCGCAUAUAUCCCAGAAGUGGAGAUAUUUGGGCUGUUUAUCGAAAUUGGUCACCGGAGUGGAACAGAUCUACUCCAGACGAAGUGAGGCAUCAAUAUGAAAUGGUGGAGGUGCUGGAUGAUUACUCCGAGGAACUUGGUGUUUGUGUUACUCCCCUUAUUAAAUUGGCUGGAUUUAAAACAGUAUAUAAGAGGAAUACAGACAAAAGUGCCAUAAAAUGGAUACCAAGAAGAGAAAUGUUACGUUUUUCACACCAAGUUCCUUCUUGGUUGCUGAAGGGGGAGGCAAGCAAUUUGCCUGAACGAUGUUGGGACCUUGACCCUGCUGCAACUCCUGAUGAGCUUCUUCAUGCUGCUGCAGAAGCAAACGCUUUGUAGGUCAUGCAUUGGUGAAACAAUUAUUUGGGUUGCUUUUUAGCAUUCUUCCCACAACAUUUUAGAUUUAACAGUACACUAUGUCAACUUGGUUAGAGACCAACGAGACAUUAACCACGGAUGUUUUAGAGGGUGAAAUUUUAUCUUGUAACAGUUGUUUAGACUUUAAGAUCUAGUGAUUGCCUGUUCAGUAAAGUUUCUUCUUGCCAUAGGAGGGGUAACUCAUUGCAAGAGUUCAGGACAGAUUGGCAUUGGGCCUGCCUUCUUGUAACUGUAUUUCUGACCAGUUUUUACUGGGAAAGAAUCGAUUCAAUUAAAGGCUGAAACCAAUUUUAAAUUCAACAACUU
This is a messenger RNA of Gastrolobium bilobum, 2818 nucleotides long. RefSeq lists its product as uncharacterized. NCBI's taxonomy places the organism in Eukaryota, Viridiplantae, Streptophyta, Magnoliopsida, Fabales, Fabaceae. Bases 374 to 2473 code for a protein of 699 amino acids. The record is from RefSeq and is a predicted model, not a curated record. The transcript has 2 exons.